Molecule: messenger RNA, 5923 nt
Organism: Archocentrus centrarchus (flier cichlid)
Lineage: Eukaryota; Metazoa; Chordata; Actinopteri; Cichliformes; Cichlidae
Product: golgin subfamily A member 1
Cellular component (GO): Golgi apparatus
Source: RefSeq, a predicted model, not a curated record
UCUUGGAACAUCUUUGGUGUAGCUCACUGACUAGCAAUAGUUAGCAUGCCAAUUGAAACAGCGAGUUUAUAGCUCAUAUUGGGGACUGCCGUUCUUUGAAUGUUUGCAGAGGGAAAACAUACAGUCAUUUAACACCCGGAGUGAUUUUUAAUCGAAGUUAAAAUGAUGUAGCAGAAUGGAAGUACUAUUAGGAGCCUCUUUGAAGUGGUACUGCAUAAGGACGUGGUGCUGUUUGAGCCAACAGAGCAAGGAACCUUAAACUCCAUGCACCGGGUGAAGCUGCAUACUUUCCAGAAUCUGAAUUGCACUCAAAAAGAGAAACUGAAAGAAGAAUAUGUUUGCCAAACUGAAAAAGAAAAUUGCUGAGGAGGCGGCCACAGCACCUCGGACUGGUGUUCGCAUACCCCGCACCAUCAGCAAGGAAUCCAUCACUUCAGUGGGAGCAGAUUCAGGGGAUGACUUUGCAUCUGAUGGCAGCAGCUCCAGGGAUGACCUGCCCGCCCAGCUUCUCAGAAGAAAUGAUCAGAUCCGGAAGCUGGAGGCCAAACUAUCAGACUACGCUGAGCAGCUACGAAUUAUGCAGAAGACCAAGGAGAAGCUUGAAAUUGCAUUAGAAAGGCAUCAGGAUUCAUCGAUAAAAAAACUUCAGGAACAGAAUGACUCUCAUCAGGCCAGCAGAGCCAAAAUGGCAGAGGGGAUGGCUUUAGCGUUAGAAAAGAAAGAUCAGGAGUGGAUGGACAAAAUGGCCAGUUUAGAGAAAGAGAAGGCUGCCCUCUCAGCUCGGCUAGAGGAGAUGAAGGAACAGAGCUUAGCACUCUCAAAAAGGGACGACCUGGAUGAACUGGAGGGCUUUCAGCAGCAGGAGCUUGCUAAAGUUAAACACAUGUUGCUGAGGAAGGAGGAACUGCUGAGCCAGCGGGAGCAGGAGCUUCAGCAAAAGGAGGCUGAAAUUCAGUCAGCAAAAGAGGACUGUCUGAAGACUCGUGGGAAACUCCAGACUCUGGAACAGGAGCAUGAGGAGAGCUGCAGACUCAACUCAGAGCUGGAGAUAGAGCGAGAAGAGCUGCUGCUGCUCAGAGAGGAGGCCGACAAGAAGAUCAGCGAGCUGGAGGGACGAUGCCAGGAGCUGCAGUCAGUCAUCCAGCAGGUCUCUGAAGACUUCCAGAAGUCACAGAAUAUGGUUUCAACUUUAGAGAAGUCCUUCCAUGAAUUACAGACUGAACAUGAUGCUCUGAAGUUGCAACUGCAAAAGGCUGCCGUGACGGAAGAGGACAAGGAGCGCUUGUUGGUGGACCUUCAGAAGAAAGUAACAUCCUUGGAGAGACGGCUGCAGGGGAACCUGAGCCAGGAUGAGCACCUACAGGAGCUUCUGCAGGAGAAGUCCAGCUUAGAGCAAAGUCUGGAAGAGGUGCGAGCAGAGCUGCUGGCUGUCAGGACAAACCAUGCUGAGACUGUCAGCUCUCUGGAGGCACAGGUAUCCAGGAUGAGCUCUGCUAUUACUGAGCUGCAGACUCUUCUGCGACACAAAGAUGUCUCCAGGGCCUACAGAGAGAGAACAGACACACAAAUCGCUAAUCUGGAGCAGCAGGUGCUAGAGAGUAGUGAGAGGCUGAGCAGUGCAGAGCAGCAGAUCACAGAGAAACAGCAGCCACAUGGAUAACUGCAGGGAGAGUGGAGUGCAGAGAAAGCCUUUCUGGAUCAGCAGGUGUCUUUGUGGCAGCAGAGUCAGGAGACAAGCCGGCUGGAGGACUGCAUCGCCUCUUUACAGAAAGACAAACAGACACUACAGAGCAGGCUGGCUGAUCUGGACAAGCAGAUGGAUGAGGCGGACUCCCUUCUGAAGCAGCGAACAGAAGAACUGGAGCAGUGCAGGGCGGAGCUGAAUAGCCGGCAGACGGUGAGCACGGAAAUCGCCAAAGCUCUGGAAGAAACCAGGCGACAGAAGGAGGGGCUGCAAACACAGGUUGCAGAGCUGAGCACAGCUCUACAGAGCUCACAGCAGGAAGUGUCCACUGUCACUGAGAAGCUGGCACUCAGAGAGGAUGACAUCAAAACACUCCAGAAUGAGGUGCAGAGUCGACAGGCGUCCCUGGUCGAGGUGCAGGAGGAGGCUGAGCGUCUGAGAGCCCAGCUGGAGCAGAUGGCUGACAAAAACUCCCAAUUCACCAGCCUUAAGGAAGAGCUGCUGGGCCAGACUCAGCAGUUAGAUAGCUGCCAAGCUCGGAUCUCAUACCUGGAGGUGGAGGUGGAAACCCUGACUGAACAGCUUCACAGUCACAGUGUGGUGUGUGAGGAGGAGCAGAAUGGCAGUGUGACUGUGGACGACCUGGAUCACCUCCAGAAAGUCAACAGAGAGCUGGAGCAGCAGCUCAGUGACAAGAACAGGACCAUAAAGCAGUUGCAGCAGAGACUGGCAGAGCUGAAGACUCUGCAGAAAGAACUGAAAUUAAAACCUGAGUCAGAAGCUGAGGGGAAAGAAAAGCCACCAGAAAACAGAGCAGACAAACCAGAGAGAGUGUCUCCAGACCCUGCACCUGCGCCCACCCCGAGCCCCCCGACCUCCAACACCACAGUGACCAACACCUCCGACCUCAACGAUUCACGAGUCAACUUUGAGUAUCUCAAGCAUGUCGUCCUCAAGUUCAUGUCCUCCAGAGAGGCUGAGGCGUAUCAGCUCCUACGAGCUGUAUCUGUGCUGCUGAACUUCACUCGUGAGGAAGAGGACAUGCUGAAGGCAACUCUGGAGUACAAGAUGUCCUGGUUUGGAUCGAAGCCUUCUCCAAAGGGAAUAAUCCGACCUUCAAUCUCAGGCAGUUCAACUCAUUGGAGCUGAUUGAGCAGCAGAAAGAGCUGAAGUGAUGGACAGAACGAAAAGAGACCACAUCUGAAGGGAAACAGUCCUUCCUGCGUAGCUUCCCAUCACUGAGCAGGAUUCAAGCUUUAAACUUUGACCAGCUUCACAGUUUUUUCUAUGGCUCUGUGGGAGGGUCUGUUGGGGGCUGCACAUUAUUAUUUAGGGAUGAAGUCUUACUCAUAAUCAGUUGGUGAUUUUUAAAAUGACAUUUUUGAUCAAGCAACCUAAUUCUUCUUCAAUCAUAGGACACUAAUCUGAUGUUUCUUAUCAGCCAAAAGUGAGCUACCAUACAAGAAAAGAAACAUCAGAAAGAAGCAACACAUUGAUGUAAUUGUUAUUUUUAGGGACCGGCUCAUUUCUGUCCUUUGGUUGGAACAAACAUCAGCGUGACUUAAUGUGACCCUCUUCACUGGACAGAUUAUAGCUUUUGGUUGCUGAAGGAUCCUUUAGCUUGUUGGUUAUCACUUUAUUUUAAAUCACAGAGGGCUUAUUUAAUGAAAAUGUGUCACUUUACUAACUUGUACAGAAAACUGAAGCUGCCUUGGCUUUAGUAUUAAUGAGAGUUUAUUUAAUAGAAUAUAAAUUGUUCACACUGGUGUCAAAGGACCAAAAUUGUCUACAUUAGCCAUUCCUAAACUCAAGAAUACCACAGCCCAUUUAGGAAUCUGAAAAUGAUCUGUGGCCCACACAAACCUUUGAUUUCAUCUUUGGUCCCUGAGUAUAGUUAAUCACUGGAGUACUUUGUAUCACUUCUUUUUGAUUAGUGGAUUAAUUUUGCUUUUCUGGGGAUUCACUUAUUGAUGUUGAUCUUCCAUUAACUGCUUUUCUUUUGGUGAUGACGUAUUUGGUCAAUUACAAUUUCCCAGCAAUCAAGAGAAAUAAAACGGAUCCAGAUCAAAAAUUGGUGAUUCAAUAAAGAAUCACUCUAGUUUUGAAUUCAUCAUUUUUAUGGUGACCAUUUUAAUGGUUUAAUGACCUCCCAUGGUCCAGCUCCAGUACCCACUUUGCUGACUAAGGGGCUGUAGCCCACAUGUUGGGAAUCACUGAUCUACAAUCAAGGGAAUCCUAGCUGGAAUUAAUGUCCAAUAGGACCACCAUAAUCCAGAAAUUUCCUAAGUGACAAUGCUGACAUUUCUCCAACCACAAUAAAUAGUGAAAUGUAGUCUCUUACUUUGUCCCAAAUGUCUUUGUAUUGUAUUGGAAAAGAUAUUUAAGUUCAACUGAGGUUGGGAUGCGCUAUCAUGUAAUACCAAUAUGUGCCACAGUGUGGUGCAGUGAAUCAGUUUAACCUUUAUUUAACAGGCAAAAGAACACAUUCUUAUUUGCAAUGGCAGCCUGGGAAAGGACAAAGGAAAAGGAGGAAUGUGGGAUAGGGCUAAAAGGAAACAAACAGUUAAAAGAACGACGGACACAUCUAAAAGCCUUUCAGCACACCCAGUAGUAAAGUGUUACACCUUUUGAUAAAUUUACAGUCACAAAAAGUGCACACAAAAUCCUGCUGAAUUAGGCAGAUGGUGAUAACCACAAAUCAACUCCAAUAUCUCCCCCCUCUCCCAAGCACCACCUCAUUCAGUCCUUGAACACCAGUGUGAUCGAUAUGGCCUGUAUAUUAAUGCAACUGGAGCAGUUGUCAGAAGUUUACAUACAUGCAUCAUGGGGCUAAAUGUCAUGGUAAUUUUGAGCUUUUUAAUGAUUUCAUAUCUUUGAACUUUUUUUUUUGGGCCUUUAUUUGAUAGUGUUUGCAGUGGAGAAAGACAGGAGAAGACGCGUAGUAAAUGCGACUAGGUCGGGACUUGAACCUGCACUGUCUGCACCGCCGCACGGCAUAUGUGGUCGCCCACUCAACCGCGAGGCACCCGGGCAGUGCGGGGGGGGGGUCCAAGGAAGUCAUUGAAGAUCUAAGAAGGAGAAUUGUAGCUUUAACCAAGAUGUGAAGAUGCUUUGCAGCUGUUUCUAAAACAACUGCAGAUUCCAAUAUCAUCAGUUCAGACAACUGUACAUAAGUACAGGUUAUUCAGAUGUGUCACCACUUUGCCAAGGUCUGGAAGAAGAUCCAACAUGCAUUAAGUUCUGAGGCUGUUUUGCUUCCAGUGGCGCUGGUACAUUGCACAAAGUGGGUGGAAUAAUGGAGGAGGAGGGCUGCCUCCAAAUUCAUCAACUUCACCUCAGGUCAACAGCUAGAUUAGUUGAAACUUGAACACAAUUGGGUGUUCCAAUGGACAGUGAUCCCAAACAUACUACUGAGAACUGGUUUUGGAAUGGAUAAGGCAGGCUAACAUAAUCCCCGACCUCAAAUCUUGAAAAUUUGUGGACUAAACUUAAUGCCAGGAAACCAACCAACCAAUUUUAAUGAACUCUACCAAUUCUGCUAAGAAGAGUGGUCAGAAAUCCAGCCAGAAGCUUGUUGAUGGCUACCAAAAGCCUCUAGUCAUGGUGCGACUUGCUAAGAGACAUUUAAUCAAAUAUUAGUGGAGGUGUAUGUAUAGUUUUGACCCUGUGUGGAUUAGAAAAAAUCCUAAAUAAUUUCAAACUUGUGCCACCUAAUUCUUGUUUUUUAAAGUUACCAAAGAUGUGUGCUGUAUAAUCAUUUCACCCUGGACAAAGAAAUCAUUAAGAGCCCCACAUUAUGGUAACAUUCACGCCCAUGAUGAGCGUAUGUAAACGUCUGACCACAACUGUAUGUGAAAAAAUAAGUAAAUGCUCUGUAAAUUACUGAAGGACAUGUUCUGCCUUCACCUGCCUUUGCUAAUGUAAAUCAAAGUACAUUCCACUUGGCUGUUUAUAUAUAGAAAUCUGUACAUACUGUAUGCAUUGAGAACUUUAUAAAACAGUGGAUGUUAACGGUUUGAUGUGAUCAAUUUGUAGUAUUUAUCAUCAUCAUAAACCUGAGCCCAUUCAGGUUUCUGCCUGAGCUUUUCACACUGCUCAUCACUAUCUCUAGUCCUGAGUAUGAUGUCAGUCAUAUCAUGUGAUUUGAAAUUUUAUCUGUUGAGUUUGUAUAUAGGGAAGCAAGAGGAUAUCUUUGAAUGCAGAUUUAUUGUCAUGUUUUAUUAAAGAAAGGUAGCAGAC